UACCGGUUAGUAAAGCUGCGGAUGUGUGAUGCAACCAGCUGUAGGGAUAUUUUCUCAACUCCUCACAACUAGUUUGAACUUUCACUCAUCAUCAGCUGUUGUCCUGAACGACAACUUGGACUCUAGACGCUCUGCUGUUCGUCGCUCUGCCUCCUGUUUAUCGGCUAAAGACGGCUAAACUCUCAGCCUUCGCUUCGCUAACAUAUUAGCAGCUCCAGAUGGACGUUCGCUCGGCUUGACUCUCGCUUCUCUGCUGUUCGCCGCCGCUCCUCUGCCUGCUCGGGACUUUUCCUUAUGAGUACAUUUUGAGGCGCCGGGUGCCGCAGGAGUGCCACCCCAUUUUCCUCGUUUGAACUGAACAAAUGGCCACCGCUGCUCCCCCUCCAGCCGCUGGCUCCGCCGCGGCCGCCGAAAACCCGAGUCCCGGAUCCAGCAGCUCGACCGCGGCCGACAGCGGCAACCAGGACAGCACCUUCGAGUGUAACAUAUGCCUGGACACCGCCAAGGAUGCGGUGAUCAGCCUGUGCGGACACCUCUUCUGUUGGCCCUGUUUGCAUCAGUGGUUGGAGACCCGACCAAACAGACAAGUGUGUCCGGUGUGUAAAGCUGGUAUCAGCAGAGACAAAGUAAUCCCCUUGUAUGGCAGAGGAAGCACAGGUCAACAAGACCCCAGAGAAAGAACUCCCCCUCGACCACAAGGACAAAGGCCUGAACCAGAGAACCGUGGUGGUUUCCAGGGAUUUGGCUUCGGAGAUGGAGGUUUCCAGAUGUCGUUUGGAAUCGGUGCCUUUCCGUUUGGUAUUUUUGCUACAGCUUUUAACAUCAACGAUGGAAGACCUCCUCCAGCAGCUCCGGGGACACCGCAGCACACGGACGAACAGUUUCUGUCUCGGCUCUUCCUGUUUGUCGCUCUGGUGAUUAUGUUUUGGCUGCUGAUUGCAUAAUUAUGUGGAAAGGAAAGGUGACAUCUUGUGUUAACCUGUACAGAUUUGUCAGAGAUGAGAUGCGACACACGGUCUCGGUUUGAUCCAAUGUUUUGUGAUUCUGCCUUCGUACAUUUUUAUUAGUUCUUCUUCAGUUUUUUUUUGUUCUCUCCUUGGCAGCACGCUACCACCUCAGUUAUCUUACAUGCAUGUCUGUUUGCGUUAAUGUUUAACACAUGCAGAAAGCUUAAAGUGAGAGACAGUGGCUGAGCGUGAUGGUGAGACAGCCAUGAAUCUUACUACUGUGACAUGUCAAAAUGUCCUCUGUGGAAAAUAGGCCUAUUCCAUGCUGAAUAGCUGCAAAGAAACCUACUGGAUUUAAAUGCUGAAUGCUAGCAUGUGCUUUCUCAAUAGUGAGCAUAAACUAAAUCGAGAUAUCACACAUUCUGAUUUUGAGUUGUCAGCAGAAAGUAGUGUGUCAUGGAUGCGCCCUUUUCUUUUUCUUUUGCUAAUAUGUGAAACCUUUAAGUGCAGGAUCGUGCACUCAGAAACAGUAGCAGAGGGUAAAUAUAGUGACUUUGUGCAAGUGGGUGACAAAUUAAAGGAAUAAAACAAGCGUCUUCGUAAGGUGCUGGGCUACCAAAUGCCCACAGAACCAGUUUAAUGCACCUCAGCAUUGUUUCUGAGAGACUGUGAAACUCUGCUGCAGGGACGGAGCAGCAUUUUUCUCUCCGCUGUCUAACUCAUCAGUCCAAAAUCUAACAUGUGUUGCGAUCUGGUGACUGUGAAGGCUGUAGCAGAUGAUUCACAUCAUUUUCGUUGACGUUGAUAGUCAUCCUGGAAGAGGCCACUCCCACCAGGAAGUAAAUAUUUCACCAUAUGAUAAAGGUGAUCACUCGGAGCAACUUUGCAUUGACUAGGAGUGAUCAAUAUGUCCAGACUGUGUCAGGAAAAUGCUCCCCCACAUCACAGCAGAGUCUGUAGGGGUUCAGUUUUUCCUUUUUCCUUUAAUUUGUCACCUGUCAGGAAGUGAUUUUGGACUUAAUGACUAAGAAUGUUUUUUUUCUCCAUUCAGAUGUACCUGCUUUUUACAAAUUGCACAUCAAAAGUUACCAAAUUUCUCCAGACAUUUUGAGCAAUCAAGAUGCUACCAGACUGACAUUUUUCUCUUUAUUUUAGAUAAGAUUGAAAAGCAAUGUGUUUAUGAUGCAUGUAAGCCGUUGAAACUGACUAAAUUUAUGAAACAGUGUUUCCUUUCCAAACUGCAAAAUCGUUUUAUUUUGCUGAAUUUCUUUGAUGUCACUGUAAUUAAAUGUAAAAUACUGUAGAUUAAUACAGAGUUAAAAUGAAGUUUGAUUCACUGAACAUGAAACGACUUUUCUAAAUGUCAAUUCGCUCUAUUGACAGUAAAGCUAUGUAAAUGAAAGAGUUAA
Molecule: messenger RNA, 2356 nt
Organism: Stegastes partitus (bicolor damselfish)
Lineage: Eukaryota; Metazoa; Chordata; Actinopteri; Pomacentridae
Gene: rnf185
Product: ring finger protein 185
Exons: 7
Coding region: 363-944 (193 amino acids)
Biological process (GO): ubiquitin-dependent protein catabolic process
Cellular component (GO): endoplasmic reticulum
Molecular function (GO): metal ion binding; ubiquitin protein ligase activity
Source: RefSeq, a predicted model, not a curated record